Molecule: messenger RNA, 1047 nt
Organism: Prinia subflava (tawny-flanked prinia)
Lineage: Eukaryota; Metazoa; Chordata; Aves; Passeriformes; Cisticolidae
Gene: SNRPB2
Product: small nuclear ribonucleoprotein polypeptide B2
Exons: 7
Coding region: 152-829 (225 amino acids)
Molecular function (GO): RNA binding
Source: RefSeq, a predicted model, not a curated record
UCCAUCGCUGUCCCAUCGACUGCUCUGGCAGCGGCUGUGCCGCCUGCGCUGCGUGCCGGCGGCGCGGGGCGGGGCGGGCAGGGCAGGCCAGGCCGCCAUCGAGAGCGGCGGGCGGACGGCAGCGGGAGCUGGUUCGCGGGUGCCGCCGAGGAUGGACAUCAGGCCGAACCACACCAUCUACAUCAACAACAUCAAUGACAAGAUCAAGAAGGACGAGCUGAAGAGGUCCCUGUACGCGUUGUUCUCACAGUUUGGUCAUGUGGUCGACAUCGUGGCGUUAAAAACCAUGAAGAUGAGAGGGCAGGCAUUUGUUAUAUUUAAAGAACUUGGGUCAUCCACCAAUGCUUUGAGACAGCUACAAGGCUUUCCCUUUUAUGGGAAACCAAUGCGCAUUCAGUAUGCAAAAACAGAUUCCGACAUCAUCUCUAAAAUGCGUGGGACUUUUGCUGAUAAGGAAAAAAGAAAGGAAAAGAAGAAAGCCAAAACUCUGGAGCAGUCAGCAAAUGCACCAAACAAAAAGGUUAUCCAGGGGGCAACACAAAAUUCAGCCAAUGCCCCAGGGACUACACCACAGAAUCAGGUGCCUGAUAACCCACCAAACUAUAUCCUUUUCCUUAAUAAUUUGCCAGAGGAAACAAAUGAGAUGAUGCUGUCCAUGUUAUUUAAUCAGUUUCCUGGAUUCAAGGAGGUUCGCUUGGUGCCAGGGCGCCACGACAUCGCCUUCGUGGAGUUUGAAAAUGAGAACCAAGCAGGGGCUGCUCGAGAUGCUCUCCAGGGAUUCAAGAUCACUCCCUCUCACGCCAUGAAAAUCACUUAUGCCAAGAAAUAAUGACGUGCUCCUGCAGAGGAGUCCUGUGGAUAGGUGUUUGUGUUUUUUUAAACACUGAUCAGCUGGCAUGUCUGCUGUUCUCUGCAGAAAACAUAGAGACUCGAAUGGAAUUGCCACAAUGACCAGGGCACAUGUAGGAUUUCCACCUGGAUAGUAACUUUUUCUGUUGAAAUACUAAUUUUUAUAAAAUAAAAUACAAAUGUGCUGUUUUCAAGCCA